Messenger RNA from Coffea eugenioides, 2700 nucleotides. Its product is annotated as protein BASIC PENTACYSTEINE4-like. Gene Ontology annotation, biological process: response to ethylene. Gene Ontology annotation, cellular component: nucleus. The transcript is spliced from 3 exons. The record is from RefSeq and is a predicted model, not a curated record. Gene Ontology annotation, molecular function: sequence-specific DNA binding; DNA-binding transcription factor activity. The coding region runs from base 682 to 1620 and encodes 312 amino acids. NCBI's taxonomy places the organism in Eukaryota, Viridiplantae, Streptophyta, Magnoliopsida, Gentianales, Rubiaceae.
AAAAGAAAAAGUUCUGGUUUGUUUCAGUCUGGUGUCAAGGAUUAUGCCUAUAGUUCUGACAUUUUCUUUCCUGUGCCUUAGAUUUAUCUAGCCAGUUUUGUCUGACACCUGCAUCUGGUCAAGUAAAAUGUACUCAGGGAAUUUAGUUUGAACUAACACUUUAGUGGCAUCAUAUUGAACUUCUCUAUCUAAUUGAUACUGCCAACAUAUACAAUUUUUUGGUUUUUCCUGUAGCUGAGUCUUGAUACAAGUGCCUUGACAUUGUCUACCUGGUUCCAAUACAACAAAAAUCUGCAGUCAUUUUGGUUUUCAGAACUUUUGCUUCUAUGCUUGAUAGGCUUAAGAAUGAUGGUGGUUUUGAAAGUUGUUAAAAUAUUUGUAUUUUAUUGUAGAACACUUUCAAAGGAACUUAUCUUGAUGGCCAAUCUAACAGGAAUAUUCCAUUUACUUUGAUGCUAUUGUUUGUUUUUGGCUCACUGUCUUAACUUCUUUUCACGCUUGCUGCUUUUUACUUUCCAGAAAAAGGAAAAAAGAGAUACAUCAAAAGGGCUAAAUAAGAUAUCCAUAAUUAGCAUGGAGUGAUUGUAACUUGGAUAAUUUUUAAAUGAAGAACUAUAUAAAUAUGUGUUGCAGAGUCAUUUUGUUUUAAAGCAUCUGGAGUUCUGCCUUUUGACUGGAACAAUGGAUGAUGGUGGGCAAAGAGAAAGCAGGAGACAGAGGACAGAUUACUACAAAGGGGCUCACUCUCCAUGGAAUGGAAUCCCGCAUUAUCAGAUUAAGGAACAAAAUGCUUUCUUUAUGAAUACAAAGAUCAACAUGCUGUUAGCUGAAAGGGAUGCUGCAAUUGAAGAGAGGGAUAGGGCACUGUCUGAAAAGAGGGCAGCGUUAGAUGAGCGGGAUUCAGCAAUCCAGCAGCGAGACACGGCUAUUAGUGAGCGUGAUCAUGCCCUACGAGAACGUGACAAUGCCAUUGCUGCCCUCCAGUUUCAAGAAAGUACUAUGAAUGGUGCAUUAGGUUGUGGCAUUCAGCAUGGAAUGAAGCGCUUCAACCAGCAUAGAAGUCCUCAUGCCAAUAGUGCUCAAUCUGCCAACAAGACAAGGGAAGGGCACAUUACCGAAGCCUUUCCUAUAACAGCAAUUUCAUCUGAAGCUGCCAGGUCGCACCAAGCAAAACGAACAAAAGUGAACAAUGUAAUCCCAACAAAGUCAAAGUCAGCUAAGAAGGCUAAGGUCGGUGAGGAUCUGAAUAGACAUGUCACAACUGAUGGGUCAAAGGCUGAGUGGGAUGCUCAGGAUCUUAGUUCUCUCAACCAGAUAAGUUUUGAUGAGACUCGAAUGCCAAUACCUGUUUGCACGUGUACUGGUGUAGCCAGGCAGUGUUACAAAUGGGGAAAUGGGGGCUGGCAGUCAUCUUGUUGCACAACCUCCUUAUCAGUGUAUCCACUUCCGCAAAUACCCAACAAACGGCAUGCUCGGAUGGGUGGGAGGAAGAUGAGUGGAAGCGUUUUUAGUCGGUUGCUUACUAGACUAGCAGCAGGUGGUCAUGAUCUAUCAAUUGCUCUUGAUCUUAAAAACUACUGGGCUAAGCAUGGUACAAAUCGCUACAUUACAAUUAAAUGAUUGUUAUCGGUGGUUGAUAUUGACAAGUGUAUAAUGCUCUUUCUGUUAAGAGCUUCGGGCUCUGAAGUUUUCUAAAAUUUUUAAUUUGUCAAUGGUGGAUUGAAAGCAUGGAGGAUCUGUUUAAGUGUUCCAGCUGGUUUGGUUAAUGCUUUUGGUUCGUGUAAAGCUAACCCUGCAAAAGUGGAAUAUUGCCUAGUGCUUGAACAGAACAGACUCGUACAGAUCUAUAGUUGCGGUGGAUGUAUAUUGGUUCUUGUGCAGUGUUGCACUUGGCUUCAAGACUCACAGUUGGACUGGGAUCGCAAUUGGGAUGCUUCUUUAGCUUAAUUCCUGUAGUCGAAAAUCGUAUGAACACUUUUAUUUGCGAGAAGGUCAUUGACUAGAGAAGUUUUUGGAUGCAUCAAGAGAUUUCAAUUGAAUUUGUUACUGUGACACUACCACAAAACUAGAAUCAAGAAUCCCUUGGUAGGUCGAAAUUUAUGCUCUAACCAUAUCACUAGGCAUUGGCAUAAUAAUCCAAUAGGCUUACCAUGCCUGUCACCACGAAGACGAAGAGAUCAGCAAGGAUAAUCUACCUGCGUGCUCCUCAUUUCGGUAUUCCCCAGUCUCACGUGUGCCCAAUUCUAGUCUCAGCAGUUGUCGUCUCAAAUAAAGGUCAGGUCAAGCAAAGAAAUCUUGGCGAGUCACUGAUAACUCGGACCUAAGAUGCAUACAGAUCAUGAGGAAUUGCCUGGAAGACUAGCGGAUGCUCAGAAAUCGAAUGAAGGAGCCGUAUGUCUUUACCAUCAUACGUCUCUUUCCAGCUCCGAUCUAUCCAAUCAUGGAGAGGUUUUGGACAAAGUAGCAAAACUCAACUCAACAUUUUGCAAUUAUCCAUUGCUCUCCGUGACUUUGAGCAAAGGCAGAAUGUACGACAAGUGUUUGAUGCUCUUGGACUUGGUAAAUUUGAGUUCAAGGCCAUGCUCUGCAAAAUUUACCUUUUCUUCUUUUUUUCUCUUGGUGAAAAUUUGCCUGUCCCGUUAAUUUGUAGGACUGUUUCCUAAGAAGCGUUAUCUCAUCCUCAAUUUAAGAUGUGUUAUC